Messenger RNA from Bombina bombina (fire-bellied toad), 1254 nucleotides. Its product is annotated as bone morphogenetic protein 7-like. Bases 1 to 1254 code for a protein of 417 amino acids. Gene Ontology annotation, cellular component: extracellular region. The transcript has a single exon. Gene Ontology annotation, biological process: SMAD protein signal transduction. Lineage: Eukaryota; Metazoa; Chordata; Amphibia; Anura; Bombinatoridae. The record is from RefSeq and is a predicted model, not a curated record. Gene Ontology annotation, molecular function: growth factor activity; cytokine activity.
AUGUUCAUCCUUUGGUACAUCUCAUUUAGCUACACAUCGUCUGAUAUCAUGGUGGAGAAUGAAGUCCACUCUAGUUUUGUCCAGAGAAGAUUGAGGGGUCAUGAACGCAAAGAGAUUCAAAAAGAGAUCUUGUCUAUUUUGGGUCUUCAGCACAGACCACGGCCAUAUUUACGUGAGAAACAGAAAUCUGCACCCAUAUUCAUGAUGGACUUAUACAAUGCAAUGAAUGUUGGAGGGAAUAUUGCUGAACAUUUGCAAAACAAUAGCAAGCCAUUCUUCUCCACAGAAGAACCACCUCUGUCAAACCUACCUGAAAGCAAAGUUCUUGUUGAUGCAGACAUGGUAAUGAGCUUUGUUAAUUUAGUUGAGAAUGACAAGGAAUUAAAUAAAAAAUGUUGUCGCAAGGAAUUCAGGUUUGAUCUCACUGAAAUUCCAAAUGGAGAAGAAGUAACAUCUGCUGAGUUCAGAAUAUAUAAAGAAGACACCUAUAACAAUGAGACAUUCCAGAUUAGUAUUUACCUGGUGCUUAAGGAACAACCAGACAAAGAAUCAGACUUAUUCCAGCUUGAUACCCGAAUGAUCUGGGGUGCAGAUAAAGGAUGGUUGACAUUUGACAUCACUGCAACAAGUAAUCAUUGGGUUACAAAUCCACAAUAUAACCUUGGAUUACAGUUAUCUGUUGAGAGUAUGGAUGGGAAAAGUAUAAAUCCUAGACAAGUAGGUCUUAUUGGUAGCAACGGUCCCCAAGACAGGCAGCCAUUUAUGGUGGCUUUUUUUAGAUCCACAGAGAUUCGUAUCCGAAGUAUUCGAUCUACUGAUCAUAAGCAAUGGAAUCAAGAUAGAAACAAGGUUUUCAAAGAACAUGAAGACCUUCCUGUUGUUAAUAUCACAGACAGCAUGAUGAGCAGCAGUAGCAGUAGCAGUAACCGUUACAAAAGACAAGCAUGCAAGAGACAUGAGCUUUAUGUUAGUUUCCGUGAUCUUGGCUGGCAAGAUUGGAUAAUUGCUCCAGAAGGAUAUUCUGCUUACUAUUGUGAAGGGGAAUGUGCUUUUCCAUUGAACUCCUUUAUGAAUGCAACAAACCAUGCAAUUGUGCAAACUCUGGUGCAUUUUAUUAACCCUGAGGCUGUUCCAAAGCCAUGCUGUGCUCCAACAGAACUCAAUGGAAUUUCAGUCUUGUACUUUGAUGACAGUUCUAAUGUUAUUUUAAAGAAAUAUAGAAACAUGGUAGUUCGAGCAUGUGGUUGUCACUAA